AGAGAGACAGAGAUUGCAGCAAAAUUCUCACUCAAGAGAUUGUCACCGACCGCCACACACACCCACAUAGAGCGAGACAUUAGAAUGAUACCCCCUUUCUCUUUCAGCAAACCAUCACUUAUGUCUGUCGUCUGCUUGCAGGCCCAGGCCGCAUAUCGCACGAACUACCUGGGGAUAAUACCAUACCUACUCCCCUCUGAAACAUCUGUGCUUCAAGAUUUGGUCAUAGCUACACCUGGGGAAAGGUUAUCUGCAUAUUCGAGGGGAUUACAUUGUAUAGGGGGAGGGGGGAAAAGGAUGCAAGGGGAUAUUUUCAUCCUUGCGUCUUGUGGUGCUUGGUAUGCUUUUUUGCUAACUGGCUCUGCUGCUAUUUUUGCUUUGCACCAACUCGAGAUACAAUAUCAGCGUCUGCUGGCUGUCAUUCGCGCUCUCUUUUUGCAUCGCCAUAUUAUGACCAUGCCCCAUAGUAUAUAUAGUAAUAAUUCGGAUGCUAUUCAAAAACUUUUGCUCGAUGUCUCUAUAUAAGGCUAACCUGCACCUCCUCAACACUGGUCCAAGCGGGCAGCUCAUGCAGAAUGCGCGGCAGAUCCUUGUUAUGUGUUUUACGGAUUUUGGUGUGAUGGGCAUGGCAGCACAAGAUGAGACAAAUAGGCAUGGGAUAGAAAGGGUCAUUAUUAACACUUAUGUACUAGGGUAAAGAAGAUAGAUUGAUAGAUGGCGAUGCCCAUCUAUGAACUGCUCAGCAGCUUCUCGACGGCCCACUUGACGCUGAAGU
Sodiomyces alkalinus F11 is the source of this 775-nucleotide messenger RNA. RefSeq lists its product as hypothetical. Lineage: Eukaryota; Fungi; Ascomycota; Sordariomycetes; Glomerellales; Plectosphaerellaceae. The transcript has 2 exons. The coding region runs from base 85 to 525 and encodes 146 amino acids. The record is from RefSeq and is a predicted model, not a curated record.